Messenger RNA from Malassezia globosa CBS 7966, 861 nucleotides. RefSeq lists its product as uncharacterized. The record is from RefSeq and is a predicted model, not a curated record. The transcript has a single exon. Gene Ontology annotation, molecular function: N-acetylglucosaminylphosphatidylinositol deacetylase activity. Gene Ontology annotation, cellular component: endoplasmic reticulum. Bases 1 to 861 code for a protein of 286 amino acids. Gene Ontology annotation, biological process: GPI anchor biosynthetic process. NCBI's taxonomy places the organism in Eukaryota, Fungi, Basidiomycota, Malasseziomycetes, Malasseziales, Malasseziaceae.
AUGCGUUUGCGACGCCUGCCACAACGCACAUGUAGGCUUCUGCGCGUCAGCCUGUAUGCAUGGUGUGUUUGCAUGCUCGUGCAAUGGCUACUCGCAGGGUCCUAUGUACAAGGGAGUGCGUGGCGCGAUGCAAGUGCCGAUCGCGCGUGGCCUCGGCAUGUGUUGGUGCUGACGGCACAUCCAGACGAUGAAUGCAUGUUUUUCGGUCCGACGAUCCAAAGUCUGCUGAAGCUGAAUGUGACGAUCUCAGCACUGUGUCUAUCAAGAGGCAAUGCCGAAGGUCUAGGCGCUAUACGUGAGCAGGAACUCACCGCGAGUUAUGGCGUGCUGGGAGUGCCGAGGGAGCGUGUCACAUGUAUAAAUGAUCAUGCACUGCAGGAUGGCAUGCAAGAAGAGUGGAAUCCAAGGCAUAUCCAGGACGUCAUAGAAACGCAUCUUCGGAUCACACUGCCAGGACAGCUGUUGUCUAACAACCACCACAACAUGACCCGUACAGACGUGGAGGCGAUUCUGACCUUCGACGAAGGAGGCGUCUCACUGCAUCCGAAUCACAGAGCCACUUAUGAGGGCGCGCGUAUGUAUGUUGAAGACAUGCGCGCAAGGAAGCAGGGAGAUCAUAAGCCACCUGCUCUAUGGUCAUUGUAUUCACUGACGUGGCGCACGAAAUUCCUUGGUCCAUUCAGCGGUGUGGCCCAACGCUGGUCACGGUCGGACUAUGUGUUUUUGGCACCGCUGCGUAUGUAUGUGACGAGCUUAGCGGCUAUGCGUCGGCAUAGGACACAGCUGGUGUGGUUCCGGUAUUUGUAUGUGAUAUUUUCUUCCUACAUGCAGGCGAAUCGAAUCUACAGUACAACCAUGUAA